Messenger RNA from Cheilinus undulatus (humphead wrasse), 2623 nucleotides. Its product is annotated as polyunsaturated fatty acid 5-lipoxygenase-like. The coding region runs from base 92 to 2116 and encodes 674 amino acids. The record is from RefSeq and is a predicted model, not a curated record. Gene Ontology annotation, cellular component: nuclear envelope. Gene Ontology annotation, molecular function: protein binding; iron ion binding; arachidonate 5-lipoxygenase activity. Lineage: Eukaryota; Metazoa; Chordata; Actinopteri; Labriformes; Labridae. Gene Ontology annotation, biological process: linoleic acid metabolic process; lipid oxidation. The transcript is spliced from 14 exons.
GACGGAGGAACAACUGUUUCAUUGAAAGAGACUUUUGCAGGCAAUAGAAGAAUCGCUACCCAGUAGAUUUUGAGCAUCCUGCGAGAGCACCAUGGCUUGUUACACAGUGACUGUGUCUACAGGGAGUCAGUGGUUUGCAGGUACAGAUAACUACGUCUACAUCACACUGGUGGGAACCGAGGGUUCAAGCAAGAAGACACUGCUGGACACACCUCUGUACAAUGACUUUGAGAGAGGAGCGAAGAACUCGUAUGGGGUGAGUGUCGAAGGGAACCUGGGUGACAUUGUGCUGGUGAAGAUUGAGAAGAAGAAGUACUGGGUUGAGGAUGACUGGUACUGCAGGUACAUCGGAGUAAAGACCCCAUCUAAUGAAUAUGUGGAGUUCCCCUGCUAUCACUGGCUGGUGGACAACAAGGAGGUGGUGCUGCGAGAUGGAAGAGCACGUCUGCCCCAGGACGAUAAGAUUGGUUUGGUGAAGCAGCACAGACAGAAAGAGCUGAAUCUGAGGAGGGAAACGUACAGAUGGAAGGAGUGGCAGCCUGGCUUUCCGUUGAGCAUAGAUGCCAACAGACACAGUGAUUUACCCCGGGACAUCCAGUUUGACAGUGAGAAGGAAGUGGAUUUCUUUCUAAACUUCACAAAGGCAAUACAGAACCUGUGCGUGAACAAGUUCAUGCACAUGUUCCAGUCCUCCUGGAGCAGCAUUGAGGACUUUGAGAAAAUCUUUUUGAGCAUCAAAAACACAAACUCAGAGUUUGUGAUGCAACACUGGAAGGAGGACUUCCUGUUUGGGUACCAAUUCCUGAAUGGCUGCAACCCUGUUAUGAUCCGAAAGUGCACCAAACUUCCAGAGAAGUUUCCUGUCACCCAUGAGAUGGUUUCAGUCAGUCUGGAGCGAAAGAUGACUCUGGAGCAGGAAAUAAAGGCAGGUAACAUCUACAUAGUGGACUAUGAAGCAUUGGAAGGCAUUAAUGCUAACAACACAGACCCGAGCACACUGCAGUGCCUGGCAGCUCCCAUCUGUCUGCUCUACAAAAACACUGAGCACAAGAUCCUGCCCAUUGCCAUACAGCUUGGUCAGACUCCAGGAGUAGACACUCCAAUCUUCCUGCCCACUGAUAGUUCGCUUGACUGGCUGCUAGCCAAGAUGUGGGUCCGUUCGUCUGACUUCCAGUACCACCAGAUGAUCACACACCUGUUUAGCACUCAUCUGAUUUCUGAGGUGUUUGCUAUUGCUAUGUACAGGCAGCUCCCUGCUGUUCAUCCUGUGUUCAAGCUCCUCAUCCCACAUGUUCGUUUCACCAUCGCUAUCAACACUAAGGGCAGGGAGCAGCUCAUGUGUGAGCGAGGCAUCUUUGACAAGGCAAACUCUACAGGUGGAGGAGGUCACAUCCAGAUAGUUCAGAAGAGCUUGAAGUCCCUGACCUUCAGGUCUCUGUGCUUCCCGGACAUGAUCAAGUCCCGAGGCAUGGAUAAUAAAGAUGAGGUGCCCACUUACUUCUACAGAGAUGACGGCUACAAUGUGUGGGACGCCAUCAAGAGUUUUGUGUCUGAUGUGGUGAACAUCUACUACAAGAGUGAUGAGACAGUGCAGGAAGAUGAAGAAAUCCAGGCUUUUGUCAAAGAUGUUCGCACCUCUGGUAUGCAAAACUGCGACGACAGUGAGUUCCCAGAGUCUCUGAAAUCCCGUGAGGAGCUGACGGAGUAUGUGACUGUCAUUGUGUUCACUGCUUCAGCCCAACAUGCAGCUGUUAACUUUGGACAGUUUGACUGGUACUCCUGGGUUCCCAAUGCUCCAUCCACCAUGCGGAGACCUCCACCUAACCGGAAGGGUUUGGCUGAUGUGAACUUGAUCAUUGAGAGUCUCCCCGAUCGUGGACGCUCCAGCUGGCACCUGGGGGCCGUCUGGGCCCUCAGCCAGUACCAGGAGCAUGAGCUGUUCCUGGGCAUGUAUCCUGAUGAACACUUCAUAGAGAAGCCGGUGAAGGCGGCCAUGGAGAAGUUCAGGAAGCAGCUGGAAGAGAUAAACAGCUCCAUCAAGAGGAGGAACAAGGGAAAGAAGUUGCCGUACAAUAACAUGUUACCUGAAAAAAUCCCGAACAGUAUUGCAGCUUGAGAUUUAAAAUCCUAUCAUGGGCAGGGCUGACAUGUAUCUACUUUCACUAUGAUGUCCAUACUAGGCAUUAACACAACUUCUACUCAUUCUGCUGAGUUUCUUAACACAUACAUUUUUAAAUAAAUGUAGUCACCACACCUGUAUAUUCAUAGACUGCAACGCUGAGAAAAAUGGGACAUUAUGUAAAAAUGAAUGAAAACCAAGUAAAUUGAAAACAGCACAAAGACAAGAUAUUGAAAUGUUCAAACUGAUAAGAUUCAUUUCUUCGAAAGAAAAAUUUAAACUCAUGUUGUGAAUCUGAUGCCUGGAACACAUUCAUCUAUGUGUGCAUUCAAUUUUUUUUGCUUGAAAAGAUUUUGAAAAUCCCAACAUUCUUUCUUUUUAAUUUGUUUUAUAUGUCCUAAUAUUUAGGGAUUUUUAUAAAUGUGCUUGCUACAAAACUUCUUUUAACCAGUUUGUUUGGUCUCUUAUUUUGGGGAAGUUGUGAAUUCAGAGCUAAAAACACUC